This is a messenger RNA of Bombina bombina (fire-bellied toad), 2877 nucleotides long. It is a transcript of the gene SH3BGRL2, whose product is annotated as SH3 domain binding glutamate rich protein like 2. The transcript has 4 exons. The record is from RefSeq and is a predicted model, not a curated record. The coding region runs from base 363 to 689 and encodes 108 amino acids. NCBI's taxonomy places the organism in Eukaryota, Metazoa, Chordata, Amphibia, Anura, Bombinatoridae. Gene Ontology annotation, cellular component: cytoplasm.
UGUAGAUAUUAAAUACACUUAAUGCAGGAGUCCAGAGAUGACCAAUGUACAUUGUACCCGCAUCCGGUAGUCCUUUACUGGCUCCUCCCCUCCUGGCUGCUGUGUGUAUGGGCGGUACUCUGCUAGCUGAAGGAGGCAGGUUGCAGCUCAUACUGUGUACUGGGUAAGGUUUAUCCUUACAACUAGGGGAUUCUUACAGUGCAUCUCCGCAGACAAGUGAGGAACAGAAUAAGAAUAUUCUCUGCACACACUAAGGGAUCCCCAAUAUUAACUGUAUACCGGGGAAGAGAGAAGCGUAACCUUAUAUACAGCACCCACACCUGCUACAGAGAGCAGGACCUGCUGUGUUUGUCUGGCUGAGAAUGCUCAUUAGGGUGUUUGUAGCCUCAUCUUCAAGCUCUGUGGCGAUCAAGAAGAGGCAGCAGGAUGUGAUCCAGUUUCUAGAAGCAAACAGAAUUGAGUUUGAAGAAGUGGAUAUUACCAUGGGAGACGAGCAGAGGCAAUGGAUGUAUAAAAACAUACCCAAGAACAAGCAGCCUGAAAAUGGCAACCCUCUACCGCCACAAAUAUUUAAUGAUGAUAUAUACUGCGGGGAUUACGAUUGCUUUUUCGAUUCCAAGGAGAGUAAUACAGUCUUCUCAUUCCUGAGGCUAAAACCUAGGCCAGCGACAAAGGAGGCUGAACCUUAGAAAACAUUCCUGGCAGAAAUAAAGAAAAUAAGCACACAACAGCUGUUCUUCGGCACAAUCCAUCUCGUAACACAUUCCGUGAUCCAAACAAAUAUUAAAUAUUUUCAUUGCUAUUAAAGUACUUUCUUUGUAGGUUUAUACACUGUACCAAGAAUAGAUUUGUUUUUUUAUUAUACAGUCUGAUGUACCAGGUCUCCAUAGAGAACAAAUCACGUUCAAAGAAUGAAGUGGUUUUAGUGUAUCUUGUUCCGUUUUUUUAUUUUAUUUGAAAGGUCAGUGGAAACCAGUAUACCUUCACUUAUGCCAAAUUUAAUCUUCCAAUCUUGACUCUCUAAAGACUUUUAAUUGUAUUUCCCUGGCUGCCCAUUUAUUGUACAAAAAAAAGAAAGAAAGAAGAAAAUAUAUAUAUAUAUAUAUAUAUAUAUAUAUAUAUAUAUAUAUAUAUAUAUAUUGCAGUAAACCAUCAAAAUAAAACAUAAUAAGAAUAUAAAGAAAUAUGACUCAGUAUAAAUAAUGUUGAAUUUUUUAUUUUUUUUAAUUAGUGGAUUAGGGAGUGAAGGAACAUGUUGUUGUUAUAAUUUGUGGGGGGGUUGUUUGUUUGUUUUUUUUAAACUGAGAAAAUCUGACUACCAAAAAGAAAGACACUGUGAAAAAUAAAAUACCCCGGGAAAAGAAAUAAACAGAAUAAUAACCUUAUUUAUUUGCAUCUUUAAAAAUAAGGUUAAAAAAGAGAAUUUAAGAGGAUAUAGAUUAUUUUUUUUAUAUAUUAUUUUUGCUAGGAAAUGAUAAGACUAUAAUAAAAAAUAUACCAUACUGUAAAGCUUAUUUAUUGAGAAUAUAACCAGUGUAAUUAUUAAUACUAAAAAAAGUUUCAUGACAAAUAGUAUAGUUAAUAUUCUUUGUCUACAAACAUAUUGUGCUGUAUUAUACAGGAGGUGAUUCGUUGUCGAGAAAACAAACAGAGACACAUAAGUGCAUUAAAAAUCAAUAGCAAAAUCCACAGUAUCAUUAAAGUAAAACAAAUGGCAAAAGACCAGCAACUGAUUCCUUCAGUAAGUGAUUUUCUAUUACAUUAUGCUGGACAGGAAGAAUAUAAAGCAGAUAAAGUGAAGUAUAUUGCAUCUAAUAUAGGGUAUGAGUGAUGACGUGGCGCUGGUACACGUCACGGUUUUGGGAGCGUUAAAAAAACGCUCCCAAGCCGCAUCAUAGGGAGCUGAGACACUCAGACACUUGCUCUUCUCACUCCCAGCAUUACCAGCAAGCUGGAAGCGCUGGGACUGAAGUCAUCUGAGCUUCAGGGAACGCUCAGCACCUUGCUUGGAAGCCUUCCCCGAAUGCUCCAAGCGAGGCUGGGCUCGCUGGAUUAGCUUGCCGAACGCGGCUUAAGAGAUGUUUAUAAAUAUACAUUUUCUUUGCUUUGAGUAUAAGGCUAAACUAUAUAUUUUUCACACAUGUUAUUUAAAUGUAGUUAAUUCAUAUAUGUUUAACAUUUGGUUGUAAAUGAAAUUAUCUAGUUGCACUUGCUGUAUAAUAAAAGUAUUGUUUUAUGAUAAAUCACAAAGUAUAAUUAUAAAAACACUGUUUUACUAUAAUUAAAUAGAUCUAAAAGUCCCUGUUGUAGCUCACGGACAUUACUUGCCUCCAUUUGAAAGCACUAAAGGCCACCACUACUUCCAGAGCUUUCAGUUGCCUUCCUCACACACUUUAGUCCGUCCAGAUUUGUUAUAGGAGGAAGCCACAGGAACACACAUGUAAAGGGCAGCGUAAAGCUUUUAAGGCAGUGAUGUCUCUGGUGCUUUCAAAAGGAAGGAAGCUAUUUUCUGCGGAGAUGAAUGAGUUACUGGUGUAACAAUCUGUGUGUGAUGCACCUUUAUAGGUCACUUAACUACUAUAGGAUUUUUUUAUGUUUCAUUAGAUGACUUAAGGGAUAUGGGCCGGCUCCUAAGCUUAAAUUUCUGCCUUUUUAAAUAAAGAUACCAAGUGAAUGAAUAAAAGUGAAUAGGAGUAAAUUAAAAAGUUGUUUAAAAUUGCAUGCUCUAUCUGAAUUAUAAAAGAAAAAAAUUGGGUUUCAUAUCCCUUUUAAAGACUACAAACCAGUAUAUUAAAAUUUGUGUUUUAAAAUUAUUCUAGCAGAUGGUAUUUUAUGAUCUUAUACUUUAUAGAAUAAAAAAAACAAAACAAGCUGCAA